Messenger RNA from Melanaphis sacchari, 1761 nucleotides. RefSeq names its product fatty acyl-CoA reductase 1-like. The coding region runs from base 240 to 1754 and encodes 504 amino acids. The record is from RefSeq and is a predicted model, not a curated record. Lineage: Eukaryota; Metazoa; Arthropoda; Insecta; Hemiptera; Aphididae. Gene Ontology annotation, biological process: long-chain fatty-acyl-CoA metabolic process. Gene Ontology annotation, cellular component: peroxisome. Gene Ontology annotation, molecular function: alcohol-forming very long-chain fatty acyl-CoA reductase (NADP+) activity. The transcript has 9 exons.
UUAAUUAAGGAAACCUUGUGUUUAACACAAUAGAUUGUUGUCGUAUUAUGAUAUACCUUUCAUUGCGCCGAAUGUUAUUUUUACUAUCAGAGUUUCAUAACCAUUUUUACACUACGUUUGGACGGUAAUUUCUUGUUCAUUUAAGUAUUAGUCGACAAACCGUCAUUUUGUACAAUACAUUUCGAAUAAAACGUAUUUAUUUUAUUAAAUCGUGUUUAUUGUUCAUCGCACAGAAGAAAAUGAGUAUAAAGGAAUUCUUUAAAGGGCGUAAUGUCUUGGUAACCGGUGCAACCGGAUUUAUGGGCAAAGUUUUAAUUGAGAAACUAGUUCGGUCCUGUCCAGAUAUCGGUAAAAUUUGUUUGUUGAUACGACAUAAAAAAGGAAAAGAUUCAGAUUCCAGAAUCAAAGAAAUUUUGGACGUUAAACUAUUCGAUACAAUUAAAGAACAAAAGCCUGGUUUGAUGGAGGAAAAACUGUUCCCCGUACUAGGUGACAUGACCGAACUACGACUUGGGUUAUCGGACGAGGAUUACAAUUUUUUGGUAGAAAAUGUUUCGAUCGUGUUCCACGUUGCUGCCAGUGUCCGUUUUGAUGAGCCGAUACGUGAUGCAACGAUCAUGAAUGUGAGGGGAACACGUGAAGUUGUGCAAUUGGCUAAACAAAUGAAACAUUUAAAAGUAUUGUUGCAUGUGUCGACUGCGUAUUGUAACUGUAUAAGAGAACAUGUCGAGGAAAAAGUCUACGAAUCACCAAUUGGUUGGCGAGAAGCAAUCUCUAUCGUUGAAAAUCUAGAUCCAACUAUGAGCAGUAUUUUAACAAAAAAGUUUUUAGGAUCGUUUCCAAAUACAUACACGCUAACGAAAUUACUCGCUGAACAAAUAAUUAACGAAGAACGGAAUAACAUACCGGUAGUAAUAUUCAGACCAUCAAUUGUCAUAUCAUCAUUAAAUGACCCUGUCAAAGGAUGGAUUGAUAAUUUCAAUGGACCAAUAGGACUUAUGAUGGCAUGUGGUAAAGGAAUCGUACGAAUAACAUACGGCGAAAAAUCGAUAAUUCCCGAUUACAUGGCCGUUGAUGUGUCUAUAAAAUCAAUGAUCGUAGCUGCUUGGCACAAAUCAAAAUCAAAUUCGUUAGGGGAGGAUAAUCUUGUCCCUGUUUACAACAGUGCAUCUGUAUCAAAAUCUGUAUCGAACGAAGAACUAUUACAUUUAGGCAUGAAAACUAUUGAACAAUACCCAUUCGAUGAAAUGUUGUGGCGUCCGACGAUUAAGUUUACAACCUGCUUUUACUACUUUUACUUAUCCACACUAAUUGAGCAAGUUUUUCCAGCAAUAUUUUUUGAUGCACUCUUGGACCUGAUUGGGAAACCACACAAACGCUUGUUACCUUUACAACAAAAAAUCUAUGUAGUAACUAUGGCUUUAUCUUACUUCACUACAAAAACUUGGAAAUUUGACAACUCAAACUUUUUGGGAUUAAUUGAUAAGAUACCAGACGUUGAUCGCAAAGAGUUUGACUAUGAUUUCAAAGAUGUAGACAUCACCGAUUUUAUAAGAAAUGCGGCAAUCGGCUCUCAAAAAUAUCUGUUUAAUGUUGACGAAACAAAACUACCAUACGCAAAAAAGCUAUAUAACCGAUUCGUAUGGAUGGACAGAUUACUAAAAACAUUUGGUGCAAUAUUAAUGGUAUUCAUUUUAUUUCAUUUUAAUAUUAUACCAAACGCAUUCCUUCACGACAUAUUUUGUUAUUUUUAGUUAAUUA